AUGAUUGGCUUAUAUGGAAUGGGAGGGGUGGGGAAGACCACCCUCCUUACCCAGAUCCAUAACAACUUCAACCUCACUCGUAAUGAUUUCAAUCUUGUGAUCUGGAUUGUUGUAUCCAAGGGCCACAAAAUUGAAGUUAUUCAAGAUAAGAUUGGUGAAAAGAUUGGGUUGUCUAUUGGUGAAUGGAAGCAUAAAGAGCAGCAUGAAAAAGCUAAAGACAUCUUCGGAAUCUUGAACACAAAGAAGUUUGUGUUAUUUAUGGAUGAUUUAUGGGAGCGGGUUGAAUUAACCAAAGUAGGGGUUCCAGUUCCUGACAGUCGGAACAAGUUCAAGAUAGUUUUCACAACUCGCUCUGAGGGUGUAUAUGGUCAUAUGGGUGCCCAGAAGAAGAUUAAUGUGGAGUGUUUGACUUGGGACAAAGCAUGGAACUUGUUUCAGGAGAAGGUUGGGAAAGAAACACUACUUCUUCAUCCAGAUAUCCCCAAGCAUGCUGAAGAUAUGGCGAAGGAGUGUGGCCGUUUGCCACUGGCACUCAUCACAGUGGGCAAGGUCAUGGCCUGCAAGAAAACACCAGAAGAGUGGAAGCAUGCAGGUCAAGUCCUGAAAGAACUUGCCUCCGAGUUUUCAGGAAUGGAAGAAAAGGUAUUCUCUCCUUUGAAAUUCAGUUACGAUAAUUUACCAAGUCCGAAAGUUAAAUCAUGUUUCUUAUACUGUGCUCUGUUUCUGGAAGAUUUUGUUAUACGUAAAGAUGACUUGGUAUAUUAUUGGAUGUGUGAGGAUAUAUUAGCUGAAUAUGGUAAAGUAGAGAAAGCCAAAAAUGAGAGUUACAAUAUCAUAAGAACUCUUAUUACCUCAUGUAUGUUGGAAGAAGAAGGAGAUUCAGUAAAAAUGCAUGAUGUAAUUCGUGACAUGGCAUUGUGGUCAGCUUGUGACCUUGGGAAAGAAGGCGAGAACAUCCUUGUGGAUACAGGUGCUUAUGAUGUUGCGAAAUGGAAGAACGCAAAAAGGGUUUCAUUGAUGGGUGGUGGUACCAAAUCUCUAGAUGAAACACCAAGAUCUCCCAAUCUAUUGACCUUAUUUCUCAGAGGAAGUUUAUUAGAGAGGAUUGUGGAUGGCUUCUUUGGUUUCAUGCCUACGCUACGAGUUCUGGAUUUGUCUGAAAAUUACUCUAUAACUCAACUGCCAACUGGAAUUGCAAAUCUAGUUUCAUUACAACAUCUGAAUUUGUCCUGUACAGGCAUAAAACGGUUCCCGAUGGAGUUAGCAGCAUGUGCAUGCCUAAAGUAUUUGAACUUAGAGUAUACACGUAGUCUUGAUUAUGUUCCACCAAAUAUAUUAUCAAAUUUCCCGAGGCUUAAAGUUUUGAGAAUACUAGAUUGUGGUUCUUCUAACCGAGUUUUUUUUGACAAUGAGAAAACCAUGAUAGAAGAACUGCAGGGUUUGAAACACCUUGACGUCUUGUCUUUGACAGUAGGAGGUACCUCUUGUUUCCAGAAUUUGGACAGCCACCACAUAUUAGUGACUUGCACUCUAACUUUAUGCCUCAACGGGACCCAUUCAAGCUAUCUUGAUUUAUCAGAUGUGGCGAUGGCAAAUAUGAAAUACCUAUUCAAGCUUCUGAUUAAAGAUAUGGUGGAUGUGUACUCUACGUGGAUAACACGUCUGAAAAAUCUGAAUUGCUUCCUUGGUCUUCAGUUCGUAGUAGUAGGAAAUUGCACGAAUCUCAAGAACCUGGAAUGGCUCGUUUUUGCUCCAAAUCUCAUCAACUUGGGUGUAUAUGACUGCUCUAAAAUGACAAGAAUACUCGGUUUGAACACAACGGAAACUACCCCAUUUGCAAAACUCACUGUUUUGCUUUUGAUCUCACUACCCCAGUUGUGGUGA
This is a messenger RNA of Prunus armeniaca (apricot), 1884 nucleotides long. The record is from the annotation of a GenBank genome assembly. Lineage: Eukaryota; Viridiplantae; Streptophyta; Magnoliopsida; Rosales; Rosaceae.